Messenger RNA from Lactuca virosa, 2145 nucleotides. NCBI's taxonomy places the organism in Eukaryota, Viridiplantae, Streptophyta, Magnoliopsida, Asterales, Asteraceae. The record is from the annotation of a GenBank genome assembly.
AUGAAACCGAAGGACCGUUCUUGUAAUUUACUCCUAAACAACUUGAUUGAUAAAAUAAGAAAAAAUAAAUUAAAAAGAAGUGAAACUCUAAGCCCUCUGUCGGCAAAAGAAAACCCUGCCGUUCUCGUCUAUUCUCCAGGGCCGACUUUUUUUCCCGCCGACUUACAGCCGCACCAUCAGUCCAUCACUCGUCUCCACACGUCGUCCUUUUCGGUGUCUUCUCCGUCGGUUCGUCAUCUCUCCUCGCUGCUUCAGGUCUCUCCGUUGUCUGUCUACUGCUACUCAGUGACAGCUGUCUCAACAAUGGCUACUUUGAUUUCUCAAAAUGCGGUUUCUAAAGACAGAGGUGAGAAGAUCAAAAGAAAGAAUCCUGAUCUUGAUGAGCCUUUAACAUUAGACGUGUUACAAGAAACAAAAAAUUCAGAAAACAUGACCACAGUGAAGCCUAAGAAGAAAAAGAAAGAACGAAAAGAGGACAAACAAGCUGAAACCGAGCAAGCAAUUGAGAUGAAGAAACUCGAAAACGUCUUGUUUGGGUCUUUGUAUCCAGUGGAAUUUGGGAAGAACAUUGAAGAAGAAGAAGAAGAAGAAGAAGGAGAAACUGCUUUGUUCUUCACUGAUCGCUCUGCCAACAGUGUGUUGUCUGUAUAUGAAGAGGAUGCAAAAACAGGAGAAAUAGAAAUUGUUGCAACAGAGGAUCACGCCCCACGAAAACCCGUUUGGGUAGACGAAGAGGAAGAAAAAACCAACAUAAACAUUUCAAAAGUCAACCGUUUAAGAAAGAUCCGGAAAGACGAAGACGAGAAACUAAUAUCGGGAUCCGAGUAUGUUUCAAGAUUGCGGGCCCACCACAUGAAGCUCAACCCGAGCACAGACUGGGCCCGGCCCGAUUCACGCGAACGGAUUUACAACUCCGAUGACAGCGAUCAAGAAAAUGGAGAUUUUGAUGGUAUCCUUCAAACCACUGAAGAUCUCGUUGUUUCGGGCAGCUCAAAGCUGCUGCCCGGGUUACUCGAGUAUUCAAGAUUAGUCGAUGCAAACGCACAGGACCCGUCCAGCGGUCCGAUUAAUUCGGUUCAGUUCCAUAGAAACGGUCAGUUACUUCUAACUGGUGGACUAGACAAAAAGCUGCGGUUUUUUCAGAUCGAUGGAAAACGAAACACGAAAAUUCAAUCCAUUUUUGUUGAUGAUUGUCCAAUCAGAAAGGCGGCUUUCACCCCAGAUGGCUCACAGGUUAUCCUUUCCGGAAGGCGAAAGUUUUUUUACAGCUUUGACUUGGUCAAAGCAACGAUGGAUAAAAUCGGUCCGUUAGUGGGGCGUGAGGAAAAAAGCUUAGAAACAUUUGAAAUCUCCCCGGAUUCGAAAACAAUCGCGUUUAUUGGUAACGAAGGGUAUAUUCUAUUGGUGUCAUCCAAAGCAAAAGAAUUAAUAGGAACUCUAAAAAUGAACGGAACUGCCCGGGCUUUAACUUUCGGGAAUCACGGGCAGGAGUUGGUAGCCACGGGCGGGGACGGGCAGAUCUACCAUUUUGAUAUGAGAAGCAUGAGUUGUUUCCAUAAAGGUGUUGAUGAAGGGUGCUUAACGGGUACAGCUCUUGGCAUGUCACCAAACGGGAACAUAUUUGCAGCGGGGUCCGAUAGUGGGAUUGUGAAUGUUUACAAUAAGGAGGAUUUUUUGGGGGGGAACAGAAAACCGAUGAAAAGGAUCGAGAAUCUGACAACAAAAGUUGAUUUUAUAAAGUUUAAUAGUGAUGCGCAGAUUUUGGCGAUUUGUUCGAGUAUGAAGAAGAACAGUAUGAAGUUGGUGCAUGUGCCUUCGUUUACUGUAUUUUCAAACUGGCCACCAGCAAAUAAGGCGUUGCAGUUUCCUCGGUGUUUGGAUUUUAGUCCGGGUGGAGGGAUGAUGGCUAUGGGGAAUGCUGCGGGUCAUGUGUUGCUUUACAAGUUAAAUCAUUAUCAACAUGCAUAAGCCAUAAAGCAAGCAAAACCCCAUCUGUCUGGUUUUUACCUUAUUGAAGCAUGUUUGUUUUUACUUGAUAGUAUUAAGUUACAGCGACAUCUAUCUGUUUGCAGAUAUUUUUGGCUAUAAACUGUUUUGGUUUCACUUUGUAUUUUUUAUUUUACUAUUAUUUACUUCUGUUUUUAG